AUGUGUGUUGUCGUUCCUCCAGGACCGGGUCUCAGACGGCCACCAUCAUUCGACAAACUUCCUCCUGGUGCGACGUUGUGGAUCGCACUCAAUCGUGAUGGCACGGCCAAGGACAUCAAAGUGAUUCCCAAGAAGCCAGAAUACGACAAUUUAAGAGAGCUCGACUCUUUCGGAGCAUCCAAGGAAGAAAUUUUCUACUUCGAAAGCUGGGUACUUACCUACAAACUUUUGGGUCUCUCAGCAUUGGCGCAGACAAUGGAGAAAGAUGUCAAGGACUUCGACAAGCAUGAGAUCUGGCAGACAAAGAUAACGGCACUCAACAAAUCUAUAAGGGAUGUCUCUGAGGAAGCCGCAGAAUUGUACGAUUUGAUUGGCAAUGAUUUACAUUCUGACGACUCGGCCGAGGCCACAACAACGGAAAGCAAAGUAUCUCUGAGUGAUGAAGCCAGUCAAUAG
Molecule: messenger RNA, 456 nt
Organism: Lithohypha guttulata
Lineage: Eukaryota; Fungi; Ascomycota; Eurotiomycetes; Chaetothyriales; Trichomeriaceae
Exons: 3
Coding region: 1-456 (151 amino acids)
Source: RefSeq, a predicted model, not a curated record